Saccharomycodes ludwigii is the source of this 882-nucleotide messenger RNA. RefSeq names its product Ras family GTPase TEM1 (gene TEM1). Gene Ontology annotation, cellular component: spindle pole body. Gene Ontology annotation, molecular function: GTP binding; GTPase activity. NCBI's taxonomy places the organism in Eukaryota, Fungi, Ascomycota, Saccharomycetes, Saccharomycodales, Saccharomycodaceae. The transcript has a single exon. The coding region runs from base 1 to 882 and encodes 293 amino acids. Gene Ontology annotation, biological process: regulation of exit from mitosis. The record is from RefSeq and is a predicted model, not a curated record.
AUGCAUUUUCAACAACAACAACAACAGCAUUACCAUACACCUUUAAGACAUGGAAGUGAUCCUGCACAACAUAUUACCAAUAACAGUGAAGAACAUAUAAAUAACUAUGGUAAUAAUACUGUAGACACUCCACAACAAUUAAGACACACCAGUGCAAUGACUGUUAUCAAUAGUUCUCAAGCUGCAACCAAUAAUAAUUACUCAGAUAAUAAUAACAAUACUUCUCCUGUACGAGGAACUACUAGCACUGCUGAAACUAUUCCCGACGAACUGAUACCCAGAACAACUUUCAGAUUGAAGGUAGGACUAAUAGGGGAUGCUCAAGUUGGUAAAACAUCGUUAAUGGUAAAAUAUGUACAAAGUGUAUUUGAUGAAGAAUAUAUUCAGACUUUAGGGGUCCAUCAUCUGGAGAAAAGAGAAAGUUUAAAAUAUGCAGACAUAUUGUUUGUAAUCAACGAUCUUGGGGGCCAGAGAGAGUUUAUAAAUAUGUUGCCGAUUGUAAGUGAGGAUGCUGUAGCUAUAGUUUAUUUAUUCGAUUUAACUAGACCAGAAACAUUAACUUCUAUAAAAGAAUGGUACAGACAAGCCAAAGGAUUGAAUAGCAAAGCUAUCCCGCUACUGAUCGGAACAAAAUAUGACCUUUUCAUAGAUAUGGAUCCUUCUUAUCAGGAAAAAAUGUCUAGGAUUGGAAUGUUAUAUGCAGAGGCCAUGAAUGCUCCCCUGAUAUUUAGCUCAACUGCGGAAUCCAUAAAUGUCAAAAUAAUUUUUAAGAUAGUGGUUGCAAAAGCCUUUAAUUUGAAGUUAACAGUUCCAGAAAUUAAGGAUCUUGGCGAUCCCAUAUUAAUUUAUAAAAAUUUAGGAGAGAAAAAGAAAAAAAAUUAA